UUGAUGAUUAAUUUGAUUUGAUUGAUCAAACCAUGGCCAAGAUAAAUUUGCUCCCUGCUUUUCUUUUGCUUGCUUUGUUGUGUGCGUGUGAAGCACAAUACGAAGAUAUUGGUGUGUAUGAGCUGAAGAAGGGAGAUUUCUCUGCUAACUUCACCAACUACGGCGCUGUUAUGCUUUCUCUUGUUCUCCCGGAUAAAACAGGGAAGUUGGAUGAUAUCGUUCUUGGAUAUGACUCAGUAGAGGAUUACAAGAAUGAUACAACCUACUUUGGAGCCAUUGUCGGGCGUGUAGCUAACAGAAUCAAAGGGGCUGAAUUUACUUUAAAUGGUGCAUCUUAUAAACUAGUAGCUAAUGAAGACAAAAAUACACUUCAUGGUGGCAGCAAAGGAUUUGCAGACGUUGUCUGGCAUGUAAAAAAUUACAAACAAGAUAGCCAUGUAACAUUUACUUACUAUAGUUUUGAUGGCGAACAAGGCUUUCCUGGCAAUCUGCAAGUGUCAGUGACAUAUAUGAUCAUAGGUACGAACAAGCUAGGCGUGAAAAUGGAGGCCAAGCCUCUGAACAAGGCCACCCCAGUGAAUUUAGCCCUGCACACCUAUUGGAACCUUGGGGGCCACAGCAGUGGGGACAUCCUGUCACACACUCUCCAGCUCCUUGGCUCUAGUAUCACCCCAGUUGAUGAUGAGCUGAUUCCAACAGGCAAAAUCGAUCCCGUUCAAGGAACCCCCUAUGAUUUUCUCCAACCCCAUGAGAUUGGCAGCAAGUUGGACCAGUUGCCUCAUGGAUACGAUGUAAACUAUGUGCUAGACAAAUCCAGUCCUCAACACCUGAGGAAGGUGGCAGUGGUGCAUGAAAGCAAGUCUGGCAGAAAAAUGGAGCUCUGGACCAACAAGCCAGGGGUGCAGGUUUAUACAAGUAACAUGUUGAAGAGUGAGAAGGGCAAAGAUGGAUUUGUUUAUUCAACUUACGCAGGACUUUGCUUGGAGACUCAAGGCUUCCCUGAUUCAGUGAAUCACCCCGAUUUUCCUUCUCAGAUUGUAAAUCCUGGAGAAACUUACAAGCACUUUAUGGUUUUCAGGUUUACUGCCAAUUAGGCCAUUAUAGUAUGUCCAUCAAAGUAGAAGUUGAAGCAAGCUUUCUUUCCUUUUCUUAUUGGAAUUUUCUUUUUGCAACUUCACUUGAUUCAUAAUAUGCCCAAUUUUAUCAAUGAAGAUUCAGAUUAUCUUUUACUAAACUCUGGUUUGUAAGCCUUAUGAAUUAA
Messenger RNA from Theobroma umbraticum, 1261 nucleotides. RefSeq names its product Galactose mutarotase-like superfamily protein. Gene Ontology annotation, molecular function: aldose 1-epimerase activity; carbohydrate binding. The record is from RefSeq and is a predicted model, not a curated record. NCBI's taxonomy places the organism in Eukaryota, Viridiplantae, Streptophyta, Magnoliopsida, Malvales, Malvaceae. Gene Ontology annotation, biological process: beta-D-galactose catabolic process via UDP-galactose, Leloir pathway; glucose metabolic process.